Messenger RNA from Pelobates fuscus (common spadefoot toad), 4153 nucleotides. It is a transcript of the gene DUSP16, whose product is annotated as dual specificity phosphatase 16. Gene Ontology annotation, biological process: protein dephosphorylation; negative regulation of MAPK cascade. The coding region runs from base 422 to 2362 and encodes 646 amino acids. The record is from RefSeq and is a predicted model, not a curated record. The transcript is spliced from 7 exons. Gene Ontology annotation, molecular function: MAP kinase tyrosine/serine/threonine phosphatase activity; MAP kinase tyrosine phosphatase activity; protein tyrosine/threonine phosphatase activity. Lineage: Eukaryota; Metazoa; Chordata; Amphibia; Anura; Pelobatidae. Gene Ontology annotation, cellular component: cytoplasm; nucleus.
CUUCUUCCCCGGAUGACCUCACCGCAGCCGGCUCUCACCCGCACCGCCCGCAGCCCGAACAGUGACCCGUCGGUGAGUCCCCGGACCAGGCCUGCCCCAGGAGUCUGAUUAAAAAAAAAAAACAAAGGAAAUUAUGAAGACCUGAACUAAGGCUGCCCCUUCUAAGGACCAACUUUUUUUUUUUUUUUUUUUUUUUUACGUUGGAUCUGUGACCCUUCAGUUCCCUCCCAAUGAGUGAGAAGAAAUUAUCUGCGCUACUCUGAGAAAUUCCAUACCAGAAAAUUUUUCUUUUUGGUGAUUCUAUUGCCUACAUGUUAUGAGCAGGAUGCCCUGAUAACUUGAUGACACCAUGAACUGAACAAUGCUGUAAGAGCCUCCAUCACUUCAUCCCAGCAUCAGUGGAUAGGGCAGAGGUGCCGUGAUGGCCACGGAAACCCCCCGAUGUCGGUUACUAACAGCUGAAAAGCUGGUGACCUGGAUGGAAGGAGGAGCAGAAAAGGUUCUUCUUAUUGACAGCCGGCCAUUUGUAGAGUACAACACUGCUCAUAUCCUGUAUGCCAUCAACAUCAAUUGCUCCAAACUGAUGAAAAGAAGGCUACAGCAGGAUAAAGUCCAAAUUGCAGAGCUGAUCCAGCACUCUGCCAAGCAAAAGGUGGAGCUGGACUGGCAAACUCAGCAGAUAGUAGUAUAUGAUCAGACGUCUGUAGAUGCCUCAUCCCUACCACCUGAAUGUUUCCUCUCAGUGCUGCUGGGAAAACUGGAGAAGAUGUUUUGCAAUGUGCAUCUUCUGUCAGGGGGAUUCUUUGAGUUUUCGUCCUGUUUCCCUGGGCUGUGUGAAGGCAAGGCUUCCAUUGUACCCACAUGUAUCUCCCAGCCCUGCCUUCCUGUGUCCAGUGUUGGUCCAACACGAAUUCUUCCUCAUCUCUACUUAGGCUGCCAACGUGAUGUUCUAAAUAAGGAGCUGAUGCAGCAGAAUGAAAUUGGCUUUGUACUGAAUGCCAGUAACACUUGCCCCAAACCCGACUUCAUCUGUGAUUCACAUUUUCUACGUGUGCCAGUAAAUGACAGCUUCUGUGAGAAAAUCCUGCCGUGGCUGGACAAAUCCGUUGACUUUAUAGAAAAAGCCAAAGCCUCUAAUGGCCGUGUUUUAGUCCACUGUUUGGCCGGUAUCUCUCGCUCUGCAACCAUAGCGAUUGCAUACAUCAUGAAAAGGAUGGAUAUGUCCCUGGACGAGGCCUAUAGGUUUGUGAAGGAGAAAAGGCCAACUAUCUCUCCAAAUUUCAACUUCCUUGGACAGCUUUUAGACUUUGAGAAGAAAAUCAAAGCACAGACGGUGCAGGCAACUCCUGCCUGUAAACUAAAGCUACAGCUGGAUAUGGGUAACGGUGAGCAGUUGAGCUCUGCUGAGACCGUCCAACCUCCAAGCCCGCUGCUAAUGCACCCUACCUCAGAGCUGCAGCCUCAUUGCUCCAGGAAGCAGCCAGUAUAUACAGAAGAGGCUCCCCUUCUUUUGGGCCUCAAUGGACUUCAUGUAUCACCGGGAGAGAAACUUGAGGACAGCAAUAAGAUCAAGCGUUCUUUUUCGCUGGAUAUCAAAUCUGUGCCUUAUUGUGGAUUAGCUAGCGUUGUCUCUAUAUCUUCCACUGCAGAGGAGAAAAAAGAACUCUACAAAUCUUCUGCAUCCAUAGACAGUGGCAGCAAAAUGUGCCAGUUCUCUCCGGUGGAGGAGGUGUCGGAGCAGACUCCUGAGACAAGCCCUGACCGUGAAGAAGCAAAGAAUGUUGCAGAGAAACCCACUGUAUGUGUUCAAUCGGAGAGCAAGCAUAGGCAGAAGCCGCAACAUGCAGUACAGAGUAGUGUCCUCUCCCAAAGGUCAUUGACAAGCCCUCUGUUCCGGAGUGGGAGCAUGGAGGACAACCGUAAAACAAACUAUUUGUUUGGAUUGUCCAGUAGCCAGCAGCACUUGGCCAAGUCUGGCAUGGGCCUAAAAGACUGGCAUUCUGACAUCUUGGCAACACAGGCCACAUCAUUGACAGGCAGCUGGUACUUCACUUCCGAUUCUUCCACCCAUUUCUAUUCUGCAUCUGCCUUGUAUGGGGGAGGAGCCUUCACAGCUUAUAGCUGCGGACAGUUGCCCACAGAACCCUCUUGCGCAGUGCGCAGGAGAGCAAAACCUAGUGUCCGUGGGGAUUCUAGGCGUAGCUGGCACGAGGAAAGUCCCUUUGAAAAACAGUUCAAGCGCCGCAGCUGUCAGAUGGAGUUUGGGGAAGGGCUGGUGGACAGUAGGUCACGAGAAGAUCUAGGAAAAGUGGGCAGCCAGUCUAACUUUUCUGGCAGCAUGGAAAUCAUAGAGGUGUCUUGAGCCUAAAGACAGGGUUUGAUGGAAUUGAAGCCAGCAAGCUGCGCUUCUCUGGUCUGUUGUGUUUUUUUUUUUUUUUUCAUUCUUUUUUUGUUCUAUCAUUUAUGUUCCCUGUAAAUCUGAAUCAAGGAUUCACUUAACAAUUUUGCUGUAAUAUCAGCCACCAUCAAUUUAUAUAUAUUUUUUAUUUACAGUACUUUGCUGCAAGGCAGCACAUCACAACUCUGCACACUUACCUCUGUCUGCCGGCACAGCCGAGGCCUCUUUCCUCAAGGGAAUACCCCCAUAAAUUUCACACCUCAACUUGAGCUCAUAUGCCAACCACAGUUUUCAUAAAUGUAGUGAGAAAUGCAGUGUGCCUUGUCAUGAGACAGAUUGUGUGUUUGUUUGCGUAUAAUAAAAUUUGAACCCCGGCUAAUCUUAAAGUGGCUCUGUCACCUCAAUGGUUCUUUACAUGAAUAUACAUGAAAUGUAUCCCUUAUUACAAUAUUAUGAUGACAGACUUGCUAAAUGUUCAGUAUAUGUCCUAGAUUUCUGAUGCAAGAUUUUCCUGGAACUUUUUUCCUCUGUGUGGAAUCUAUUAUGACAAAAUAGAGUUUUUUACUAAACACAUUUAAAAACACCUCCAUAUUUUUGGAGUUAGGUGUUAAUAAGCACAAGCCUUAAUAUUUGCAUCUGCUUCUCUGGAAUCAUACUUUUAAAGUUGCUUGAUCACCUUUAAAAAUGCCGCUUGGGCCCAGAGUUGCAGUAGACGAGUUAUACUUACCUGAUCUUCGAUCCUUAACUCCUGGCACUUAAUUGGCCAGGAGCCAAUGUCUCGGGACAUGCACAAGAGUACAACACUGAUGUCUGUGGGGGGGUCACGCUGGAACCUCUGUAAAUGUUAUCUCAAGAUGAGCAAGACAAGGCCUUAUUCUCCUAGCCGUCUCAAGUGAUGGCUGUGGGAAUUAAAAAACUUUAUAGUGGUAGCUCUGCCUUUUUUUUAUCAAAGGAUUUACCAUAAACCAUAAGCUAGUCUCUAUUUUCUUUUGUAUCUUUUGACUGCGUUGAAAUUUCAAUGAAAUUCCAACAAAGUCUUUAUAAGCAAAGAUUUUAUCAUUCUGAUUUGCUCAAUUUUAUUGGAUGACAGAGCCACCUUAACACAAAAUCUACCUAUGAGCUAUUUUUUUUAUUUUAGAUAACAGUUUUGUAAAGUUUUACCGGAGUUCAAUCUUUUCCUAUAAUAUACUUAAUGAUGGUUGAGUGAAUUGGCUCUUGCUGAUGUAACAGGUUUAUUUAGUUACUUUAUUAAUGUUUGCCGGAAUAAUCUGCAGUUAACACUCUGAUCAUUGACAUUGUAAAUCUGAGAGGAUAAAUGUAAUUUAAGUAUUUGUUUUGUGAUGUACACUAAAAAUCCAAUAACUAUAUUCUAGAGUUUUUUUUGUCUGCCUACAAUUGGACCAGUUUUCAUAUUUUUACCUUCACCAGAUCCUUUUUCUUUUUUUUGAGAAAAUUAUCAGAAUGGAUGUAGCAAGACUUAUGCACUCUGAGAAAUCAUUAAAACAAUUUGUCUUUUUAGAUCUAAUUAAUUUAAAUAUAAGCGGUGAUUGUAUGUACGUUGUAGACACAAGACCUGUUGGGGAUUUAAACAUCAAUAUAUUGAAGAAUAUGUGAAAAGAAGAAAAAAAAAGCAGUAAAGAGGAACUCUCACAUUUUUAUUUGUGAUGAUUUAUGGUGAAUUUGCUCAAGUAAAUACUAUUGAUAUGUGGUUUUGUGGAUAGAAAGUAAUGUUUAUACAACCAAAUUGCGUCUGCU